Phytophthora infestans T30-4 is the source of this 3871-nucleotide messenger RNA. RefSeq names its product sister chromatid cohesion protein PDS5. Gene Ontology annotation, biological process: mitotic sister chromatid cohesion; DNA repair. The record is from RefSeq and is a predicted model, not a curated record. The coding region runs from base 86 to 3871 and encodes 1261 amino acids. Lineage: Eukaryota; Oomycota; Peronosporomycetes; Peronosporales; Peronosporaceae. Gene Ontology annotation, cellular component: chromatin; nucleus. The transcript has 3 exons.
GAAACCCGCCAAAACUUGCACCAAGCGAAAGGCAAAAGGAAACGCGAGCCAUCACUCUUGUCUUGCUGCGUCAUCACCUCGCACGAUGGGGCCGCGCACUACCCGCGCGACCGCGGCAGCCAAACGGCGUGCUGCUAGCAAAAUGGUGCCGUCUACACGUGCUUCCCACCGCCAAAAAGCUGCAGAGGGAGAAGAGUUCAAAGCGGAGGACCCAGACUCGGACCACGUGCUGGAACAACAGACUCAGAAUCAGACGCCACAGAGAACCCAAACCAGACGUGUCACUGCCUCGGACGAGGUGUUUUCUGGCAACUAUUUAGCGCAAGCAGGACGCAACUCGUCCACACUGAGCAAAAAACUGAAAGAAAUGUUGCAAGCACUGCAAAACACAUCAAGCAAACUGCAACAAUGCGAAGACGGAGUGGUGAAUGUUCAUGCAACACGCAAGCUGCAACUCGUGGCGGCCGAGCUACUGCAGAACAAGCUACUGCAACACCAGGACAAACUCGCCCGAUCCCUUGUUGCCUGUUGCCUGGUGGAAAUCAUGCGCGUAGCAUCCCCGGACUCGCCUUUUAGCUCCGAUGAGGACCUCUAUCGGGUCUUUAAACUUCUUAUCGAGCAGAUCCGAGCUCUAUCCACAGAACAAACCACGACGACGAGAGAUUUGUACCAUUUCCACGUGCUGGAGAGUCUGGCAACAGUGAAAUCCUGUCUAUUGGUGGUCGAUUUGGACUUUACCACCGAAGAAAACGAGCCGAGAGUGAUGGUCCAAUUGUUCGAAGCGCUUUUUGCCACUCUUCGCGCAGACCACUCGGCCAAACUGGAAAACCUGAUGCUCAGUAUCAUGGUGGCGUGUGUCGAAGAGAGCGACGAGGUGGAAUUGCCACUUCUGGAUGUAAUUUUGCGGCCACUGGUGAAUGCGGCAACUUCUGAUGAGAAUGAUGGUCAGAAUACUGCAACAAGUCCAUCACAUAUGGCAAAGGAACUGAUUCGCCGCACCAGCGAAAAUUUGCAAACCCCAUUGUCAAAUUUCUUCAACAAUAUUCUAGUUGACGGACCCCGUUCCCCAAACUCUUCGGAGCUCAGGGAGCACGUGUACACGCUCAUCUACGAAGUGCACAAGCUGAGCCCGUCUUUGUUGCUCAAUGUGCUUCCGAACGUGUGUCUGCAACUGCAAGUGGACGAGGUGGCAACUCGCUCGGACGCGAUCGCUCUGAUGGGGAAGAUCUUCGCGUCGUCGCAGGCCGAGUACGGCCACCACCAGUACAUGAAGAACUUCCGCGACUUUCUGGGUCGAUUCCGCGAUGCCAGCAAGGAGAUCCGCCUGCAAAUGAUUCAAGCCAGUGUGGCGAUCUGGACGCAGCAGCCAGACCUGGCGGAUCUACUGGAGAGGGAGUUCAUCCUGCGGCUAAGCGACGUGGAGUGGGAAGUGCGGCAGCUUGUGGUGCACGAACUGUGCGACUUUGCAGCGAAUCACCUGGACCUCAUCGGCGAGGAGUGUCUCCGAGCAGUGGGCGAGCGCAUGAAGGACAAGAGAGUCGUGCUGAGGAAGGAAACCAUGACGGGGCUGAGUCAGGUCUUCAGCGCGCACAUUUCGUCGUACUGGGGCGACGAGGACGAGCGAGUUCUGUCGCUGACGCAGCGCCAUAUCCCGACGGGAAACAUCAAGAAGCUCGGCUGGAUCCCGGACUUUGUGCUGAAAUGCUACGCGUACCCGCAGCAAGAGCUGAAGCUCCGUGUGGUUCAACUGCUGGACGACUUUCUGCUGCCCAAGGCGCUGUCCGAAGCCACGCGAGCGAACGGACUGCUGUUCCUCUUCCACUCGCUCGAUGCCACGUCGAGAGAAGCUCUGCGUCGAGUCUUAAGUGAACGCGCCAAGUGCCAGCAAGUCUGUCGGACGUUCGUCGAGUUCAAAGUUACGAGUCGACACAAAGGACGGGCCUCUGGAGGCGACGAAGCAGCUCUGGAGCAGGCGAAGCAACAGCUGUGCGACGGACUGGCUCCUCUGUUCUCGGAUGUCUCUAAACUGGACAAACUAGUGGAGCAGCUGUCCACGUGGAAGGAUCACAGCGCGUUCAAGCACUUGGGCGACUUGUGCGACUUCUCCAAGACGCAACGAGAAGCUCGCGAGGCGAGGGAUCAGCUGGUGCGCUGUGUUGGGUCCAAGACGCCGUUGGGCGAGUUCCUCAAGAAGCUCUGCCGCAAGCUGUCGCUGCUGACAAUGAGUCAGAAGUCCGUUGCUGUCUUGUUGGAGUUUUUGGUGCUGAAAGAGGCUCGAGUGGCGAGGGAGAACCGCAGUGUUGUGGACUUGCUGGUGAUGGCGUCAGGAGAGCUGCCCGAACUGUUCGCGCCAUUUGUCCGCGACGAGAUAGCGGCAGUUCUAGUUGACAGCAAGGGGGAUGUAUCCGGCGAAGAAGACGAGGACGAGACGGCGCCGAAGGACCCGCGCGUGAUCCUUGGAGCGCUGCACGUGCUGGCCAAUUACUCGCGUCAUUGGGCGGCUACCAGUGGUCCAGGAGACGACGAAGACCGCAACACGCCGUCUGCAGAGCUAUCACAGCAGCUCGAGAACUUUUGUCUUGGGGACAGCGACGUGGAAGCGCAGAACUUUAACGCGGCCAAGGAAAGUCGAGCAGCCGAGUUGGCAGCCGCAACUUGUCGGCAGGCUGUGCUCAAGACGAAACCCAAGUCGGGAGCGUUGCCGGCGUUGCAGAGUCUCGAGGUCUUGACGAAGCACUGCAGCCACGUGUUGACAGAGGACGGCGAGCUGUUCUCCUGCCUGUGGACGAACUUAGUCGACGAUGUGAUCGGGAAGGGCGACCAAGUGUCGACGUCAGGCUCAUCGGCGGCCAAAGACCGGACACCGAAGGGCAGUAGAUCGACAGCUGCGAAGCUCGUGGAAGUGCGCUGCGCAGCCGUCAAAGUGGCGGUGAACCUGCUCGUGUAUUGCUGGUCUCCUGCCUUCCAGCAAGAAGCCUCGACGCUGAUCCAGCUGCUGUUUGGCGUCUUACACUCGGACGGGAAGACGUUCGCUUCGACUCCUGCGCAGACGGCUGCGCUCCGAGCUACGGCGUCGUGUGGCUUGAUGAAGAUCGUGCGCAAUCGACAGCUAGAAGCCUCGCUCUCUCUGUCUGAGUGGCAUACACUGGGCUGGACGCUUCAAGACUCGAGCGAGGAUGUUCGUCGCAAGUUCCUGAAGAAGCUGACGUCGCACUUAGUGAAGCACCUCGGUCAGCACCCGCACAAGUACCUCAGCUACUUGGCGCUGGCGGCCACAGAUGCCAGCCCCAGUGUGAAGAAAAGCGCCAAAAGUUUACUCAAGUUGGCGGUAGAACGCAUGCGCCGCUUGUUCGACGCCGCGUCGUCUCGAGACUCAACGUCAAACCCUGGACGGAUGGCGGCUCUGAUGGUGCCGGAGUACGCGUUGCCCUACGUCAUCCACCUUCUGGCCCACCAUCCUUCCUUCCCAGUGAAGCUGGUGGAGAGAACGUCGACUGUUGAGGUGCUAUCCAGCGCUCUGUGGGCCGAUCAGUUGGCCUACCUGAGCUUCUUCCUCGACGGAUUGGUGGCCACGAACGCGGCGGCGGCAGACAAUAUCGCGUUCCUGCUGCAGAUGCUGACCAAACUCUCGCAGUGUCACGACGUGGCAGCCCCCAGCGACAUCAAUAUCUACCCUCUCAUCGACAGCGCGGCGGUGCUUCUCAAGAAGAGGAUCAAGAGUCAGUCCAACUUGAAGCCGUUCCCAGGCAAGAUUUUCCUGCCCAAGCAUCUCUACAGUCCCGGGAGACCGAGCACACUCGCGACGCCCGGUGGGAGGAAAGAACCGGAAGCGCCAGAGUCGCUGGGGACGCAGACGGCAUCCCCUCGUUGA